AGAGUUUCUGAUGGAUUCAAACGAGUUAAGCAUGGUGGAGGAGACAAGAUCAAGAAGUGAAGAGAAGAAAGAGAGAGAAAACGAGUGUGCUUGGUCAAGCUGGAUAAAGACAGCUUUUGAAAGCUGUGGGAUUUGGAGUAAUCAUGAAAAAGAAGAACCUUUAAAGGUGAGAGCUGCUGAGAAAGAUCAGACAGCAAGUUUGGAGGAGAUUCAAGUAAAGGUGGAACCUUUAAGGGAGGUAGCUGCUAAAGAAGGUCAGACAGCAAGGUUGGAGGAGAUUCAAGUAAAGGUGGAACCUUUAAAGGAGGUAGCUGCUGAAGAAGGUCAGACAGCAAGGUUGGAGGUUCAUGAAGCCAAGGGCGUGAUCUAUAGUCUAAGACAAGGGAAGAACGAGUUGUAUAACUUGUGGGGAGGCUGAGAGAAGUAGAAUCAGAGUUGAGUAUGGUGAAAACUCAUACAGCAAUUCCGAGUUGGUGUCAAGGAAGGAGGAAGCAAGAUGUGAUCUUUGGCUUUCUUAUGGGAGAGAUAUGUGAGCUGGUUGAACACAUGUGUGAUGUGUGGGAGAUAAACAAGAAGCCAGAUAGAUGGAAGAGAGGUACAAGCUGCAAGAAGGGAAAGUUGAGAUAACUUUCUAAGAUGUGGGUCAUGAUGAGCAGAUUAUGGAGAAAGGAUAUCAAGGAGAGUAUGCAAGUAGGAGAAUGCUUGUACUCAGCUUACAUUGGAGAAUCUGUAGAGAGCAGUGGGGUUAUGAGGAAGCUAGAGUCCAAAGGACCGGAUGAGCCUGUCACAAAGGAGGAAUGGGAUGAGUUUGUCAAGUAUGUGUAUGCUUUGGCUACGACCCGGAGACAAGGUGCUCCUGCCAAAGCAUCCACAUCCAACAAACCCAUCAUUGUUGAUUCUGGAGCAAGUCAUCACAUGAUUAGUGACAGAAGCUUAAUGAGUGAUGUAAAGAAAGCUACUGGGGGCGUGAUGAUAGCUAAUGGUGAUAGGAUUCCAAUAGAAAGAGUUGGAAAGCUCAAGCUAUUUGAUAAAGACUCAGAUGCCUUCUACAUGCCACAGUUUGCUUCAAAUCUACUAUCUGUGAGGAAAGCCACGAUUGAUCUUGGCUGUCAAGUAGUAUUAGGCCAGAUGAUGUUGAGUUCCAAGAUUUGAAGACUGGAAAGGUCAUUGGGAGAGGAGACAGCAAGAAUAAUCUAUACCAGCUCCAAUUGGCUAAGAUCUCUAAACCCUUUGAUUCUAUGUGCUUGAGUAGUACUUAUGAGAAGAUUGAUAGUAUUACUUGGCAUGCUAGAUUGGGACAUCCUUAUGCUCGUGCUAUUGAAUUGAUAAUUCCUAAUAUGUCAUUUAAUCACUUGGAGUGUGAAGCAUGCAUAUUAGGAAAGCAUUGUAGGACUGUUUUUCCAACAUCAGAAACUACUUAUGAGCAUUGCUUUGAUCUAGUUCAUUCAGAUGUGUGGACUGCACCGUGUUUGUCUAGAGAUAGCCAGAAGUACUUUGUGACA
Messenger RNA from Brassica rapa (field mustard), 1502 nucleotides. RefSeq lists its product as uncharacterized. NCBI's taxonomy places the organism in Eukaryota, Viridiplantae, Streptophyta, Magnoliopsida, Brassicales, Brassicaceae. The record is from RefSeq and is a predicted model, not a curated record.